AUGGGGAACGCGAGGAUACCUCACAAGACCCUGCCUGGCAACAACAGUGACCCGACAAGGGCCCAAAGCACAAAGGAGCUUGAGCCGGGAUGGGACGGCCACCCUCCCGGUCUGCAAGGGCAACCACUGGGGCACAAAUCUGGGCCAAGAACAACCACCCUGCCGUGGAAUACCUACCGAGCGGCACCCCACAAGAUGGCCGCCGCUCGCAAGCCAUGUGCGCGACCGGCCAGCAUGACAGAGCCGAUCGCAGAGAGGACCACCCAGCUAGAACAAGGCAAGUCCAGCGACAAAAACAUCUACCACAGCAGGGGAAAGAGUGGGGCUGAAAGAGUUACUAAACCCUCUGACCGCAACCGACGACCCCUGGGGUAG
Molecule: messenger RNA, 375 nt
Organism: Pelobates cultripes (western spadefoot toad)
Lineage: Eukaryota; Metazoa; Chordata; Amphibia; Anura; Pelobatidae
Source: the annotation of a GenBank genome assembly